UUAUACGAAGCUCUCUCUCUCAACACACAACUUCACUCAUUUCUCGAAUCACUCUCUUUCUCUCUCUUCCCGAACUUGUAGGAUUUCAACUCGAACAUACUCCUCGCCGGAGAACGAAAUAAACGUCGUCGGUGUUCAGGUAAUUGAAGGUUCUACCUUUGAUCCGUUCAAUUCUUUUGGCUCGAAGUUGUAGUUGGAACAAAUCGGAAAUGGCUUCUCAACCGAAGAAUGUUGGAAUUCUCGCCAUGGAGAUUUACUUUCCUCCUACUUGUCUUCAGCAGGAAGUAUUGGAGGCUCAUGAUGGAGCAAGCAAAGGCAAGUAUACAAUUGGUCUUGGACAAGAUUGCAUGGGCUUUUGCACUGAGGUUGAAGAUGUCAUAUCAAUGAGUUUGACAGCUGUUAAUUCCCUACUGGAGAAGUAUUCUGUUGAUCCGAAGCAAAUUGGUCGGCUAGAGGUUGGAAGUGAAACUGUUAUUGAUAAGAGCAAAUCCAUCAAGACAUUCUUAAUGCAAAUAUUUGAGAAACAUGGAAAUACUGACAUUGAAGGAGUUGACUCAACUAAUGCCUGCUAUGGGGGAACUGCUGCGUUGUUCAACUGUGUAAAUUGGGUGGAGAGUGCUUCAUGGGAUGGACGCUAUGGUCUUGUAGUAUGCACGGAUAGCGCGGUCUAUGCAGAGGGGCCUGCUCGGCCUACUGGAGGAGCUGCAGCUGUUGCUAUGCUUGUUGGGCCUGAUGCUCCUAUAGUAUUUGAAAGCAAGAUCAGGGCUAGCCAUAUGUCCCAUGUCUAUGAUUUUUACAAGCCCAUCCUUGACAGUGAAUAUCCAGUGGUUGAUGGUAAGCUUUCACAAACUUGUUAUCUCAUGGCACUUGAUGCUUGCUACAAGAGUUUAUGCAACAAAUAUGAGAAAUUGGAAGGCAAGCAAUUUUCAAUGACGGAUGCAGCCUACUUUGUGUUCCAUUCACCAUACAACAAGCUCGUGCAGAAGAGUUUUAGUCGAUUGCUGUUCAAUGAUUUUCUAAGGAAUGCUAGCUCUAUUGAUGAGUCUGCCAAAAAAAUCCUGGCCCCCUUUGAAUCCUUAACCGGUGAUGAAAGCUACCAGAGCCGUGAUCUUGAGAAGACAUCCCAACAACUUGCUAAACCGCUUUAUGAUGAGAAGGUGCAGCCUACCACAUUGAUACCAAAACAAGUUGGCAACAUGUAUACCGCAUCUCUUUAUGCUGCUUUUGCAUCCCUCCUUCACAAUAAGCACAAUACAUUGGCUGGUCAGCGGGUAAUCAUGUUUUCCUAUGGGAGUGGAUUGACUGCGACUAUGUUUUCGCUAAAGUUUAACGAAGGUCAACAUCCUUUUAGUUUGUCAAACAUUGCAAGCGUGAUGAAUGUCGCAGAGAAGUUGGAAUCGAGACAUGAGUUCACUCCUGAAAAAUUCAUCGAAAUAUUGAAACUAAUGGAGCACAGAUAUGGUGCCAAGGACUUUGUGACCAGCAAGGAUUGCAGCCUUCUCGCACCAGGAACCUACUACCUAACAGAGGUUGAUUCCAAGUACAGAAGAUUUUAUGCAAAGAAGGCUCACGAGAAUGGGCAGGUCAACGGACACUAAGACACCAAACAUGGUCCGUCCUUGCACGGUGUAAGGCCAUAUAGUAGGCUCGUGCUGUUUAAGUUAUUGUUAGCGCAUAGAAGAAUAACUAGUGCUCUGGCAGAUUCGAUUGUUAUUACAUGUAGUUUCUUUUCCAGAGUAGUAGAUCCUAUGCCUUUUUUCUUUCUUUUUUUCAGUUCCCGACGAGUUCUAAUGUUGUGCAUCUCCUUGUCUUCACCUGUUUGUGAAAUGAUUGUAAAAGUCAUCAACCUAGUCUUUGGUUGGAAUUCAUUUCUCAUCUGUAAUAAACUAAUGUAUUUAUGAGAAAAAUCAUUUCAAUGGGUGAUUGUUGAAA
Molecule: messenger RNA, 1932 nt
Organism: Solanum tuberosum (potato)
Lineage: Eukaryota; Viridiplantae; Streptophyta; Magnoliopsida; Solanales; Solanaceae
Product: hydroxymethylglutaryl-CoA synthase-like
Exons: 12
Coding region: 210-1598 (462 amino acids)
Biological process (GO): acetyl-CoA metabolic process
Molecular function (GO): hydroxymethylglutaryl-CoA synthase activity
Source: RefSeq, a predicted model, not a curated record